AUGAAGCUCAGCCAAGCAUUUCAGUAUAUAGGGUGGCUUCAAGAGAAAAUUCCGGAAUUGGAGAAAAGUCCAAAUGCACCCAAUGAAGAGACUCUAAAGCACUACAAACGGCAAGUGGAUUUCCUGCGAGGCGUCAUUGAGGCAGAGAAAUGUACCAAGGUGCUAGACUCAGGCACCGCAACGCAGAUGAUACCGCAUGGACCAGCAACGACGAGCGACCACACUGUCACCCAGCAGAUUCACCAACGCACACAGGCCAAGACCACCAAUCGGCUACGACAAGAUCUUCUAGGUCUCGACCCUGACGGAGAAAGCGAACUGCACCAGCGCAAGGGAGCCUAUGGAGGAGAUGUGAGUGCGGAUGACUUCCAGAGAAAGAUGCUGAAUGAUGAGCAGAAGCGCGAGAAGAUGGUGGAGGACAUGAUCACCAUGACGAGGGAGUGGAAGGAGCAGUCAAGGAUCGCCAACAAGAUUAUCAAGAAAGACAUUGAUACACUGGAUAAGUCAUCAAAGGUGGCCGACUCUAAUCAGACACACCUGAAGGUCGAAGCAAACAGGCUUGCCGAGUACAACAAGCGAGCGUGUAACUUCUGGAUAUGGAUCAUGAUCAUCAUUGUAUGCUUUACUUUCAUUGUAUUCAUUAUCUACUUUCGAUUCUGCAGAACAGCAGAAUUAACUCAUAUUUUGCUGUGGCUUCGUCCAGUGCCCAUAGACGUCGCCUUAGUGCUUUAG
This is a messenger RNA of Penaeus vannamei (Pacific white shrimp), 732 nucleotides long. NCBI's taxonomy places the organism in Eukaryota, Metazoa, Arthropoda, Malacostraca, Decapoda, Penaeidae. The record is from RefSeq and is a predicted model, not a curated record.